UGUUUACAUCCCGUCCCGUGUGCGGAAUGCCAGUUCAAACGAUCGCGCUCGCGAAUUUUGUGUUUUGAUUCUAAGGGAGUUCUGUGUUGCGACGGCAAGAAAGGUUUCGAAUUAGAAGGAAUACAAACACAGUGUUGUAAAAGUGAAUCGAAGGGGAACCGGAUUGCGUAUGUAGAAGUGCGCGUGUAAGCAAAGAAUACGGUGGCCAGCAAGAAUGAAAUUCGCGAUUAUUAUUGCGAAUUUAUAGAAUCGCUCUUUGGAUGUGUGCGUUUGUGAAUUUAUAUUUUUUAUUCGAUUCGCGAAUUUUCGCUUCCUGCUUAUUCCGACCGAUUCUCUUGUGAAUGCAGAAAAGGCGCGAGUGUAUCGCGAUUCGGAAAUUGUGCUGAAAUUUCCGGCUCAUAGAGCAAGUUGUGUGCUAUAUUUCUAGUUCCUCGUGACUGCUGCCGUGACUCCAGAGUGUGAUGGAGGCGCCACCUUAUGUCCCCUUGCAAUCGUGUUAGUGGUUUGUGCAUGUGCAGCGAACCGGUCACGACAAUGGCCCGAAUGUGCUACAGCUGCUAUCAUCGCUGCAAAGCAAUGAAGCCGAGGGACAUCGAGUUGCGUUUUUAACACCACCCCCACAUCCCGGAAAAGUCGCCCCCUCUCUCCCUGGAGCCCAUCAAUCCUUGUGCCCCGUCGUAGUCAUUGGUGUAAAAUUUCUCAAGUUAUUUUCGGUGUAUGUGCAGGCAGCGCUCGGUGCACUUGUGCUGCUUUUCUCGACCUUGAACUAUAUACUGCAGUCGUAUAACUGGCCUCGUUUUGCUGUUGCUGCUGCUGCAUCUCUUCCUGUUGCAUCCCGGGAACGGCACUCGUUCUCCUGUGCGCAUAUUUCGGGAUCGACCAGCCUGGUGUCGUGUGAACGUGUGUGAGUGACCGUGUAAACCCGAUGACCGACAAUCUGGGUGUUUUUUGGAGUGCAUUCCCAUUGGUUCCGACGAGGGCCAGCGGUGCCAUUGUUGCCUGAGAAUCUCGUUGUCGCCAUUCAGUCAAGUGCUACCUGAUGGAAACGGGCUAACUACGAAGUGUCUCGCGUGCGUACUCGAAUCGUUAGUACAAAGUUCCAAAGUGUUCAACCCCGAAUCCGUAGCAAAGUUUUAUGGAAAAUCUCCCCCCAAACAUCUUAACGUAGUAAAGUGUUCAAAUCGAAGCAGAGAAGAGCUCAUAGAAUUAUUUACUGUGUAUAAGUAAUCGAGAAGAUAAGCAAAAGAAGAAGAAUACGAAGAAGAGUUAGUGUGCUUGUCUAGUGUAAAAAAAAAGCCCAACCAAUCAUGCACGAAGAAGCCUCAUCGACGGCCAGUUCUUCCACCAAACCGACCAACAUCAUCUACGCAAACAUCAAUGGCGGGGGUGGCGGCAGUGUCAUAUCCGGCGGGGGUGGUGCAACUCAUCUCAACGGAAAUCUCCUGAUAACAACCUCACCAAUCGUGCAGGACGCCUACGAUCUGGUUCACGGUCAUCAUCUCCACCACCAGCAGCAGCCACCAUUUCACCAUCAGCAACAGCAGCAGCAGCAGCCCCAUCAACAGGUCAUGACAACCUCUCAGCCGCUCCAUUCAACCAAAAUCAUCAUCACCAACCAACCGCUAAUUAGCACCACGACUACCGAAACUAGUCCAGCCGGAGUUCGCACCCUUCAGCAUCACAUACCGCAGCAGCUCCAACAUCAACAUCACCACGUUCAGUCCUCCUCCUCGUCCUGCACCUCGACCUCCAUCCCUUCCUCAUCCGGAACAUCCACCACCACCACAACCAUCCUCAUCAACACGGACACGGACAUUUGCUCCCCCUUCGACACCGUAGCUGCUGCGGCUGCAUCCCUGUUCGAAUCGGAACCCGGUGGACCGUCGGUCACCGAUGCCCUGACAGCGGACACGGCCGUCGCGGCGGCAGCCGCAGCCCUCAUCGACCUUCACCCGUCGUCUUCGUGCAGUUCCUCCGCUGCCUCGGCGGCAGCUGGCGACGGGACCUUCCACAUCCAGGAACUCGGAAUAGCAUCCACGUCGUCGGCGGCGACUUCUCUGGCAGGAACAGCAGCAGCAGUAGCGGUAACGACAGCGGCAUCAUCAUCGUCGACGUCGUCGUCCUCAUCAUCGGCGGCGGCAGCUGAGCCGGGAGCAGGAGGAGUGGCGGUGCAUGAGCCCAUCGAAAUUAAGAUUCCAUCGGAGGGGUCCUUUGCCGAGGGAUCCGAUGGUGGCUACCACGACAACAUCUCCCAAACGCAGUCGAACUAUCUCGCGAUCCCCCCGUCAGAACUGUGCCCGGUGUGCGGUGACAAAGUUUCAGGCUACCACUACGGACUGCUGACGUGCGAAUCGUGCAAGGGCUUCUUCAAGCGUACCGUCCAGAACAAGAAGGUCUACACCUGCGUCGCCGAGCGGCAGUGCCACAUCGACAAGACCCAGCGCAAGCGCUGCCCGUACUGUCGCUUCCAGAAGUGUCUCGAGGUCGGCAUGAAGCUAGAAGCUGUUCGAGCCGAUCGGAUGCGGGGCGGAAGGAACAAGUUCGGGCCCAUGUACAAACGCGAUCGGGCGCGAAAGCUUCAAAUCAUGCGACAGCGACAGUUGGCCCUCCAAGCGCUGCGGGGGUCGAUCGGUGGCGGCGUCGGCAUCGGGCAGCUCGGGUCGGACGGUGCCUCGGCGCAGCUGCAGGGCAUCGAAUACCACCAGCCGUACUCCAACAUGCACAUCAAGCAGGAAAUCCAAAUACCCCAGGUGUCCUCGUUGACGUCCUCGCCCGAUAGCUCACCUAGUCCGAUCGCCAUCGCGUUAGGUCAAGUGAACCCGCAGACGACGAUAUCGCUGAGUAGUGGCGUAGGAGGAAACGGCAGCAGUGGUGGUGGAAGUGGCGGAGGUGGUGGCAGCAACAGCUCCGGUGCGGGCACUGGAGGUUCCAACUCGACGUCCACGGCUAUCCAGAACCAGCUUUCAGAGUCCAAACUUUGGAUGAGCGCCAACUCGACGACCGCCUCGCCACAUUCGCUAAGUCCCAAAGCGUUCAGCUUCGACAGUGGAACGAACCCCACCAGUACGGCCGACUCGGGCAACCCAGCGGACACGUUAAGGGUAUCGCCGAUGAUACGCGACUUCGUACAAUCGAUCGACGACCGGGAGUGGCAGACGUCGCUGUUCUCGCUGCUGCAGAGCCAGUCCUACAAUCAGUGUGAAGUGGAUCUCUUUGAGCUGAUGUGCAAAGUAUUAGACCAAAAUCUGUUCUCCCAGGUGGACUGGGCGCGGAAUACGAUAUUCUUUAAGGAUUUGAAGGUGGACGACCAGAUGAAACUACUUCAGAACAGCUGGUCCGACAUGCUAGUGCUAGAUCACAUCCACCAGCGGUUACACAACGGACUGCCGGACGAAACCACCCUGCACAAUGGGCAGAAGUUUGAUCUCUUAGGUUUAGGACUGCUGGGCGUGCCGAGCCUGGCCGAGCACUUUAACGAGCUGCAAAACAAGCUCCAGGAGCUGAAAUUCGACGUCGGCGACUACAUCUGCAUGAAAUUCCUGCUGCUGUUGAACCCUGUGGAAGUCCGGGGGAUCACGAAUCGGAAAACGGUGGUCGAAGGCUAUGAGAACGUGCAAGCAGCGCUGCUGGAUUACACCCUCACCUGUUAUCCGUCGGUGCCUGAUAAGUUUAGUAAGUUGCUCAGUAUUAUUCCGGAAAUCCACGCGAUGGCCACCCGUGGCGAGGAGCACCUGUACAUUAAGCACUGUGCCGGCAGUGCGCCUUCCCAGACGCUACUGAUGGAGAUGCUGCACGCCAAGCGGAAAUGAAGUCAUCGCCGUCAACAUCGUCGCCAGAGGGUGUAGAAACAAACGAAAAAAAAACCGUUGUGCGUAGGAGGGGAGGAUAGCAACAAACAAACAUAUAUGUGAUCGCCGCCAUAUGCGUGGCAGGGGGGUGGGGGUUUUUAAUGUUUUAAGACACGCGAAGACACCAACCAACCAACCAACAACGGGAGCAGUUAGCAGCAGAGGGAUGAUGAACACCACGUGUUGUGUUUGUGUGGCGGUGGCGGAGCAGCGGCGUGGCAGCAGAAAUGUGUUCUCUUCUUCGUUUCUUCAGAUUAUUAAUGUGUACUUUAGUUGCAUCGAGCCGGAGCGAAGCGCGAUUGUUCUUUGCCUAAGUUGUUAAACUACUUUGUAAUAAUUUAACACGUUAAACCGUGCGUCCAUUUUGAGCGAAAGGUGUGAAUAGUCCCCGACCUGGAGCGCAAAAGCCAGAAAAUUCCGUACCAUAAUUCGUUACAUGAAACGGAGCAGCCAGCAGCCUUACAGCCAACGAGUCUGUAUGCGAUUCAACCACUUUUUAAAAAGUACACUACCAUUACCGCACAGUUGCCGAGGAUAGCAAAGGAGAUAAGAACUAAUUCACAAUGACGUUACCAUUUCAUCUCAGCGAUUACAAUUUUAAUUCCUUAAACAUUACAACAAUUGUGAAACCAGCAAGCCGUGUGUAAUAGUCGCAGCAAUCGUAUGCAAACCAGAAAAAACAACACUCGUAACCAUAGUAAUGUAGUCGACAGUCCUUGAAACACAGUAAAAAACACAUUUUUUGAAGAUAAUCCACCCGAUGAAUCUAAGCAAAAACAUCACAAAUAGAAGUUCGCAGAACUACGGAACGGUCAUACUGAAGCCACGAGUCGGAUCGUAACUCUCGCGUGAUCCAUGUCGAACAUGUUUAAAAACCUUAACAGAAAAUCAAAUAGAUUGUAUAUCGGUGAACAAAGCAAAUUCCAAACCGCAAACAAAAACGUAAAACAAAGGAUCUAAAACUAAGUGUUCAAUAAAUGUUAAAUCAAGCUGUUAACGAAUUCUCCUUAAAUAACACAAAACAAGAGCAAAAUAAACCACUCUUUUUUCCUCGUGUAAGAAUCAUUUAAUUUUAUUUUCGUUAUUUUUUUCGGAACGUUAGUGCAAUAUUUAAGGCAAACAUCAAUCAACCACAACCAACCGCAACGGUCCAUGUCAUCUCAUGCCGGAGAAACAUCUCACCACACCGUACCCAAAGAACAAACAAAAAGGAGAAAAAUCCUAGCAAGUUUUGCACCCUUUGAUGCACACACCCUUUUUCAUCAAUUAUCGUUCCUCUUUGUCCUACUAGGUACUAGAAGCUCAUCUCCACCGGCAACGACAGCGCCACCACCUGGGCGCUUCACGCAUUAAAUAGAUGAAUGAAAAUCAAUAUUGCCGUUUGUUAAAACAGAACAACUACAGAAAAACAAAAAUAUAUUUAAAAUAGUGAAACGAAACAUCCAAUCAGAAGUUGUUGAAUCAGCUCUUACUUGUUGAACAGUAAAAAAAUAAAAUAAAACAAACCAUACGCAAAAACACAGAAAGUAAACCAAUACAACCGUAUACUGAAUGUUACCAAUUUACACCUUACUUACACACGCGUCAGUCGAGACCUAAGAAAUUUAAAUCGUCAAGCAAAACAAAACAAAAAAAAUCACCGCUGCGGAAGCUUAUGAAUUGUUACAAAGGAAAACAGCAGCCAUUCGAUUGUGUAUGUUUGUGUCAAGGAAAAUGUAACGGCUGCAUCGAAGCGUGGUAAAUGGAUAACGAGAUAACGAUAGAUUGUGCGCGCGCGUGUAGUAGCUUGCAUCAUCAACCGGGAAAUGUGAAUCGGAAACUAGAAAUUACACCAAAUCGUUGAAAGUGCUUUUUAAAACUGUUAAAAUGAGGGUAAUUACUGUUGGAAUUUUGUUUAGGAGAAACGAAAACAAUGUGAUUGGUCAAAAUGUUGCGAUCUACUUUUUACUCGCGAUUAGUCAAGUAACUUCGAUGGAAGGAUUCGUUUCAGUGUCUGACGGUGGCGCCAACGGUAAUAAAAUGGAAGCUGGCGAGUGUCUCGGCUAGAAUUUAUCUUUUUCGUAAACCUUUUUUUGGCCGAGCAUUCUAUUACGCUUUUCAUGGGUGGUUCUUGUCUUCAUUUUCAUGUACUAGAACGACUCUGGUACUUCAUGAUUCCCGAUUAAAAUUGAGCAAUCGAUUGGAACAUUUUCAUGUGAUGUUGGAUUGGUGUUAUUAAGAAAAGGUAACAUUUAUUAUUAUCUAUGGGAAUGAGUUUUUUGGAAAAGAAAAAAAACUGUAGGUAUGGUAUGCAUACGCCAUCGCCGCUAACAUUUUUUGGCAUCACGCCUCUAGUCAAGAAGUUAGUUUUGAUUCGUUGUUAAAGUUCAAAUCUAACCAUGCUAUGAAAGAGAUAUUCACCAAGUCGACAGAUUCGAUAAGCUUGCUAAUGUUUUUGAAAUAGAAAUGAAAUCGGAGUUUCAUCAAAUAGAAGUAAUUUACUCUAGAACGACAUUAAGUAUUGGAUUAUUUUGAUUGGAUAGAAGAAGAAUCCGUUCGGAUGCAAACUGCACUAGGGAGCGGGACCAUUUGGGCUGUACCCCUAUUCCCGUCCGCAACGUUCAUUACUCGAUCGCAUUACCACCAAAUGGCUUGGUUUUUUGUACAUCACAAGCUCCAAGACUUAUAUUAGGCGCAAGGACACUGAAACUAAAUUGAUUAAAUGAUAUGACUUGAUAAAAUCAAUUUCCACUCAGUUGAUCACCUUCAAAUUAUUUUCAGGAAAACAUCGUUUCAUGUGUGGAACAGCAUAAUUGCUUUUCCGAACCAUUCUCAUUUCCAAAUCCACCCAUAACCGGAAACCAUCCCGCCAAACUGCGACCCUUUUCAAUUCCCUAAUAUGAGUGAGUGAUAAAAAAAACGCCUAAACCCAUGAACUCCGCUGCGCUGUAUUUGAACAGUCAAUAAAAAAGUGAUAAAAAAGAUCGUGAAACCGAGUGUGACCCUUUCUUUCCCAAAACAAAACGUCUCGACCAGUCAGUUACUUCUGGAAGUGUUGCAUGACCCUCGAAAUCGGUCAUCUCGGAUGGCGCUGAAUCUCCAAUUCCACGCACCGGUCGAGUGGUCCGAUCUCGAGUGGUUCGUCACGUCUGGAGUCUGUGGUCGAUCCUCCCGUAGAAUAAGUAACCUCAAAUCGUAGCACGUGAGGGCGGUAACCGGAGAUGGAGGAUUGGUGGUUCCCAAAAGGCUUAUGGAAUUUGUUCAAACGAUGAAACGGUCGAUGAUUUCAGUGAUGAAUUGUUAGGUGAUCACCGUGGGAGGAACAAACUCUUCAAUCAUCGAUCCGAAUUCAAAGCUGCUAAAUCUGUCGUGCGAUUAUGUGAAUAUAUUCGAAUGAUUAUCCAAACUGCAUAACGACGGUCAUCAGUAAUCGAAAAAGCGAAAGCAGUAGUAAUGCUAAAUGAUGGGUUAAUAAAUGUGAUGAUAAUAUAUGAAAUAAACGAAACAAAAAACCGUUA
Molecule: messenger RNA, 7345 nt
Organism: Armigeres subalbatus
Lineage: Eukaryota; Metazoa; Arthropoda; Insecta; Diptera; Culicidae
Gene: ftz-f1
Product: nuclear hormone receptor FTZ-F1
Exons: 11
Coding region: 1308-3809 (833 amino acids)
Biological process (GO): regulation of transcription by RNA polymerase II; hormone-mediated signaling pathway; tissue development
Cellular component (GO): RNA polymerase II transcription regulator complex
Molecular function (GO): RNA polymerase II cis-regulatory region sequence-specific DNA binding; zinc ion binding; nuclear receptor activity
Source: RefSeq, a predicted model, not a curated record